CCCUAAAUAGGGCUACAUUGUCAAUGCGUCAUGACGGAGAAUCUCUUCUCCGCGCUCACUCUCAUUGACGAUGAGGACGAUCUCGAUCAGCUCGGCCGUGGCGGCGGCGGCAGUAGCAGCGCUCGAAUUCCACUCCCGCUCGGCGAUGCGGGGAGAAAGAAUGGCUCCUCGCUCGCUACAAUCGCCGGGGAGUUCGUGAGCCGACCUCUUGUGUGGAUUGAUCUCGAAAUGACUGGAUUGGAUGUUUGCAAGGAUAGGAUUUUGGAGAUUGCGUGUAUCAUCACUGAUGGCAAGCUAACAAAGAGCAUUGAGGGACCGAAUUUGGUGAUUCAUCAAUCCGACGAGAUUUUGAAAGGCAUGGGAGAGUGGUGUCAAACACACCAUGCAGCUAGUGGACUUACUGAAAGGGUGCAAAAUAGCAAAGUAACCGAGGCACACGCUGAAAUGCUGGUUCUCAAGUUCGUCCAGAAGUACACGAUCGCUGGCUACGCACAGCUCGCCGGGAAUUCGGUCUACAACGAUCUAAACUUCCUCCGAGUGAGUGAAUCAAUCCCAAAACUUCCAGAUGAUCUUGACAAGGCUUCCAUUUUUCUUCUUCGUCUAGAAGUACAUGCCGACGCUAGCAGCGCAUCUCUCCCACGUAAUCGUCGACGUGAGCUCGAUCAAAUCGCUGUGCAAACGCUGGUACCCUCGAGACGCCGAAAGAGCUCCAAAGAAAGCAAAGAGCCACCGAGCGCUGGAUGAUAUCAGGGAGAGCAUCAAAGAGCUCGAGUAUUUCAAAAGGACGAUUUUUAAAGACAAGCGCUAACCAGUAUUGUUAAUUUUAUAAACCCUGGUUAUUAGGGUUAAUAAUUGUAAAGGUAAAACCCUAGCUAGGGUUUGGGCGUGUU
Messenger RNA from Selaginella moellendorffii, 890 nucleotides. RefSeq names its product oligoribonuclease. The transcript is spliced from 6 exons. The coding region runs from base 31 to 744 and encodes 237 amino acids. Gene Ontology annotation, molecular function: nucleic acid binding; 3'-5'-RNA exonuclease activity. Lineage: Eukaryota; Viridiplantae; Streptophyta; Lycopodiopsida; Selaginellales; Selaginellaceae. The record is from RefSeq and is a predicted model, not a curated record. Gene Ontology annotation, cellular component: mitochondrion.